Chaetomium fimeti is the source of this 2149-nucleotide messenger RNA. RefSeq lists its product as uncharacterized. The coding region runs from base 1 to 1815 and encodes 604 amino acids. The transcript has 3 exons. The record is from RefSeq and is a predicted model, not a curated record. Lineage: Eukaryota; Fungi; Ascomycota; Sordariomycetes; Sordariales; Chaetomiaceae.
AUGGUCCUGUCGCCGCUGCCGAUCGGCGAUCGCGUCCCAGCUCCCGUUCCUGCUCCACCACGCACCCGCAGCCCCGGCUCCGUGAGCGGAUCCUCAAACCACCCCAUCGGACGGUAUCGUCCCAUGACGGACCCAGGUACGCCGGACGGCGAGGCCAGGGCCCUUCUCGCCGUCGCCGAGAACUUGACCGGAUUGGUGCUUGACGACCACGACCCCCAGAUCUUCAUCAAGGAAGAGUCCACGAGCCCCGUCCCCGAUGACGACCACUUCAUGAUGCAAGCCUUGAAAUCCCCAACCGCCAGCCCCCCGCAAAAGAUGUCGCCCAUCGCAGCUAGGAAGGCCAGCGUUGCUGCGCAGCGGUCCAGCAAAGCCGGCGGGAAGGGGGGCGCAUCCAAGGCCGGCCAGCUCAAGGGACCGCCAGCAGCCGGCCAGCCCGUCGUACCGCGCAAGAACCAGGACUGGGAACCAUGGAAGGGUAUCCUCUACGAGCUCUACAUCACGCAGAACCGCAUCCUUCGCGAUAUCAUUGGCAUCAUGGAAACGAAGCACAACGUCAGGGCAACUUCCAAGAUGUACAAAUCCCAACUGGAAAGCCGCCCUUUUCUUUGUUCCUUUGCGCGCUGGGGCUUUUUUAAAUACGCCAUCAAGGGUCGCUCGCGGGCCAAAGCCGAGUCGCCAAACGAUCAGAGCUCAGACGACUCCCUCGACAACGCUCUCGUCCUAUCAAGAGACGAACUAUUACACGCCGACAGCGGGUCACGCAGUAUGCAGUGCGGGCUAACAGCCGUCCGGCGCUUCAUCCACGGGCACGUCGACCUAGACCCGUCCAACCUCCAGGUCGAGGAGGUCGCCGGUUUCGUCGACCCCUGCUACCGGUACUUCAAGGUCGCCAUGGACCUCUUCGACCUCCGAGAGAACCUCGAAGGCGGCCGCGUGCUACGCCUCGCUUUUCUUCAGAUCGAGCGCAAGAUAUCCAAACCUACCAUGAAGACCUUCUCCGACCUCUGCUUCCUCGUCCCACACCUGCUUCUCGAAUCCAACCGCCGGGACAUCCUCUCCGCAUACCUCCACUACCUCUCCCGGCUAGCCAUGGUCAAGUUCGGCAAACACCCCGUCUCGGACCUCGCCGCCUCCUUCGCCGUGCUGGUGGACGACCGCCCCGACGACAUCAUGCGCUACAUCAUGCUCCUCUCACAGCUCAACUCCGACACCAUCGCCUCCAUGCCGGGCAUGCUCGACCGCAACGCCGAGUGGGCCCGCAACCAGUACCUCGCCUGCCAGCGCACCAACACCCAGGAACCCUGGUCGUCGCCGUCGCCCACGGACGACGGCGCCAACGGCCCGCGCGACCGGCACGACCACCACAUGAUCCGGCUCGAGGCGCAGAGCGUGUACUGGGCGCAGAAGCUGAUCAUGCACGACCCGACGAGCGACGAGAUGGCGGGCCAGUGGCUGCGGCGGCAGUUCACGGGCGACUUCGGCCCCAAGUGCGAGGCCUACCUGGCGCGCCUCAAGCAGAUGGUGGCCACGGGCGGCUUCCCCGUCGUCUUCGCGCGCAUGAUGGAGUGCCUCUACGUCGGCUGGCUGUACGACUACUACGAGACCAUGGGCGAGUGGGACCGCGCCUUCGACUGGGGCCGCCGCGGCCUCGAGCUGUCCACCGACGAGCAGUACGCCAUCUGGUCCAUCCACCUCGAGGACCUCAUGCGCCGCCACGGCCGCCCCGAGGAGGCCGAGCUGCUGAGGGGGAAGAGGCGGGAACAUACCUGGCUGGAGAGGGUGCGCUUGGAGGUCGACCGGUUGGCUAUCGCUUGAAUUUGAAGGGGGAGGGGGGUUAUACCGGAGAUAUUUGUACGCACACUUGUUGGACGGAUCGAGUGGAUAAGGGGGUGGAUUACUUACAAUUUGGGUGGAUCUAUAUCUGGAAAUGGGACGGCCGGUCGGGGGGUUUUGGGUAACGGAUCGUAUCGUGUUCGGCUGGGUAGGACGGUGUAAAUACGUUUGGGGCCACCCAGCGCUGGGAUCGAGUCUGUGUUACGAAACAGGCCGGCAGGCAGGCAGUCGUUGUAUAUUAUUGAACCUUAUUCCCAGUAUGCUUCUGGAUAUCUAUAUGCCUGCAGAAGCUGCCAAUACCUCGGAUCGAUUCUCG